Molecule: messenger RNA, 3724 nt
Organism: Nicotiana tabacum (common tobacco)
Lineage: Eukaryota; Viridiplantae; Streptophyta; Magnoliopsida; Solanales; Solanaceae
Biological process (GO): regulation of defense response to fungus
Source: RefSeq, a predicted model, not a curated record
AUGUAAUGUAACCUGAGAAAAGCAAGAAAUUGUCGGGAAACGGGUCAUCAACAUAUUCUCUCUUUUCUCUUCCCUCCAAAUCCAAACCUUCCCUUUUCUCUUUCUUGGGAACAUCAAAUUCUGCAGCUCUUUUUUUAACCAACAAGAAAUUGUUGCCUUUUUUUCCCCCCCUCUUUCUGGACUGUACUGUUAAGUUUCACACUUUAUUUUUCUUGUGUUUCUUUUGUACCUUCAAGUGAUAAAGUUAUCAUCUUUGCCCAUUUUACUCAAAAUUGGUUUAGUCCAAUAACCCCAUAUUGCUCUUUGGUUUCAGCCUUGCAUUUGUUGUAUGAUAAAAUUAUUCUCUUUGCUAUUUCUACUUAAAUUUGUCAAGUUCAAGGUUUGAUUUUGCUCUUUGUAUUGAGCUUUGCAUUUCUUGUUUGAUAAUGUUAUUGCCUUUUGCAAUUUCUGCUUAAAUUUGACAAGUUCAAGACUUGAUUUUGCUCUUUGAAUUAAGCUUUUAUUUGGGUAUUUUUUCCUUUUUUAACUUGGUGUUUUGGGAUUUUGAGUUCUUGUUAUUGAUCCAUUUUUGGAUGAAUUUUGGUGUCAAAAGGAGUUAAUUACUCUUUAAGGAAUCUUGAAAAUGGCAGAAGCUUCUUCAAAUGUUCGAUUGGUUCGUUGUCCAAAGUGUGGGAAUCUUCUCCCUGAGCUCCAUGACUUUUCUGUUUACCAAUGUGGUGGUUGUGGUACUGUUCUUAGAGCAAAAAAUAAGGGGAUUUUGGAUAAUGGCUUGUCGGAGAUAUCAGAUGGUGAAAAGGGUAGAGCAGUUGCUGGUAAAGGAGAGGUUGCCAUGAGUUUAGAUACUGUUUCUGAUUUCGAUGAGGAAAGUAGUGACAUUCUACCAAGGAGGACAGAAGGGAAAAGUCAUAAUGGAAGAAUGGUGUCACAUAAUCGAGUGAUUUCAGGAUCCGAUGAUAAGGAAGUUUUGGAUGAUUUUGAUAAAGCCGGAGAGGGUGAACAAAUUUUAAUUGGUUCGAGGUUAGAUAGGUUUAGAAGAGAGAACAAUUAUGGUUACAAUGAAUGUAGUACUUCUACUUCUAAAGGCAAGAUGGAUCAUGGUGUUAGGGCGGAUAAUUAUUGGGGAAAGAUUAAUACUGUUGAAUCUGUUGGUCUCAGUGUUGGCAAUGAGUUUAAAAGGGUAAGGCCUUCAAUGGAGUUACUAGGUUCAGGACCACCUAUGGACAGUCGGUACAUCGAAAGAUCUUAUGCAAAUGGUGCAGCUGCCACAAGGCAAGGGAAGUUCAGUGCUCCUCCGUAUCCUAGUGACGGGCCACUAGAAAAUGACAUGGGUUCUUACUAUGGCUCUGUUAACCAUAGGAGGUACAACGGUGAUUUGGAUGGGGUAGCUAGAGUUGCGGACUUGGAGAGUGAUAGAGCCGAGCUCUUAAGGAAGAUCAAUAACUUAAAGGACCAACUCAGCCGAACUUGUGAUGUUUCUGAGAAACCUAAGGAUAGGGUUCCUGUUGAUGCGAGGAUGGCUUCAACAACCAUUGAUCCGUAUAGCAGGCACGAUGUGCAUAACCAGGAUUCUUACGGUGCUAACCGACAUCCCCUAGGUCCUGCUAAGAAUGUUCGAGAGCGUCCAUACACAUAUGGACAUCAAGGAAGUGUUCCUUAUAAGGAUCCACAUGGUUCAAUGAUGGCAGACGCUUAUCUUUCAGACAAUUUUUCACAUGAAUUUCUUGGAAAUAGAAAGGAACAUCACCAACAAAUGCUCAGAAAGCCUCCCCAUCAGACUCUGUAUCAGCCUUUUCCCCAAACGUACCCUAAACAGUUUCCUGGGCAUCAAAUGGAUAACUUCUUCGUACCACAUCCGCAUGACACCCUUUUCCACCAGUCUGCAUGUUCUUGUUCACUUUGCUUGAACCAAAAUUAUCACUUUCCUGCUGUGAUUCAACCCUCUGGUUUUGGCAGCCGAAGGUCACGAGACGCCCCUGCUAAUCCCAUUUUACAUCACCACAUGACCUCUGGGGGUUAUGGUCCAGGGGGUUAUACAUCUGAAGGCUCCUAUGCCCUUAAUAAGAAUUAUCAUGAAGGAAGGCGGCUUACAAGAAGUCCGAGUGACCUGGAGCCAGAAAAUGGUGGUCUUGGUCAUCGGCGUUAUCCUAGAAGAGUGGUGGUUUCCCAUAGAGUUGGACGUGUAUAUCAAGCUAUUGCAGGUGGUGCCCCUUUCAUUACGUGCUGUAGCUGCUUUGAGCUGCUGAAGGUGCCUACAAAACUAAAGAUGACAGGAAAGAGUGAGAAGAGAAUGAGAUGUGGAGCCUGUUCCUCCAUAAUUCUAUUUGAACUUGGUAGCAAUGAGUCGGGUGUAUCCAUUCCUACGCAAGUUAAACAAGUGUCUGCUGAGUUUGCUCCUGAUUCAGCUGAUGUGCCAAAUGAGAAUUUGAGGAAUGAGGAGACGAUCCCUUGGUCUGAUGAUUAUGAUAACUUUAACUAUAACUGCCAUUUGGCCGAUGCUAAGCUCGGGUCAUCUUCGAGGAGUCAGAAAUCAAAUUCCACUGAACCUGAGAAGAGGCAUAAUGCUCAUUCCUCAUCAUCUAGUCUUUCUGAAGAUGAGCUAAGCCCAGAGAGGGUGAUUGUUAGACAUGACGUUUCUCAUCGUGCUGAAAUGCCCCUUGAAGAUGAUCCUCCACCACUCCUUGAUUCAUCUCGAAAGGACCAUACUUAUGGUAUUUCUCCCAAAGAUGUGGUAGAAAAUUACAGCAAGGGGAACAUGAAGGAAAACACUGAUCAAGAGAGGACCAUACUUGAUAAAAGUACCUCUAGGCAGAAUUCUAUUAAAGAUACAUCUAUGGCAGUGGAAAUGGAUGUAUCGAUAAAUGAGUUUGUAGGUGUAUCUAUGGAAUCAAAUCAAUCAAGCAAAGAGGAAAAUUUAUCAAAAAACAACAAGGGAGGCGAGUCCUUUAUGGGUUUUAUUAAAAGGAGCUUUGGAGAAUUAUCAAGGUCUAGUCAAAGUUCAGAGAAUGGAAGAUCAAAUGUGUUUGUCAAUGGAAGACUGAUACCAGAUCGUGCUGUUAAGAAGGCAGAGAAGUUAGCGGGGCCCAUUCAGCCAGGAUAUUAUUGGUAUGACUACCGAGCUGGCUUUUGGGGAGUGAUGGGCCAUCCCUGCCUUGGCGUCAUUCUGCCAAAUAUUGAGGAAUUUAAUUUUCCAAUCCCAAAAGAUUGUGCUGCUGGGAAUACAGGGAUUUACGUGAAUGGACGCGAGCUCCAUCAGAAAGAUUUAGAUCUACUGGUGAGCAGAGGUCUCCCUAUGACACGAAAUAAGUCCUAUUCCAUAGAGAUCUCAGGAAAAGUUGUUGAUGAACACACUGGUGAAGAACUUGAUGGCCUAGGCAAACUUGCCCCAACGGUUGAAAGAGUAAAGCAUGGAUUUGGUAUGAAAGUCCCAAAGCAAUUGCAGAGCAAUUAUGUUAGUUGAAGGCAAGGAUAAAGCUUCUCUUCUUCUUUAUGUAAACAUGAAAUGUAACCUGAAGCCUGUGUAACUAAUAUGCACAGAUUUUUGUAGUAGAAAAAUUCAUUUUAUUUGGUGACAGAACUUAGAUCAUUCAGUUAUUUAUUGAUUUAUCUUCUUUAAUGUAGAUUUUCACACUGUUUGCUUCUGGUUUGCUAGAUUGAAUGUUACAAACAUCUUGUAGAAGGGAACAUUAUCCUGCAUUUGUAAUCUAUUUUCUGAUUAAGGAGACUC